Molecule: messenger RNA, 359 nt
Organism: Linum tenue
Lineage: Eukaryota; Viridiplantae; Streptophyta; Magnoliopsida; Malpighiales; Linaceae
Source: the annotation of a GenBank genome assembly
GUGUAAGAAAAGGGGAGAGACUACAAUAGUAGCAGAAAAAUGGAAAAGACUGCAAUGAAAUUGUCAUUCUUUGUUGCCCUCCUGUUUUGUAUAGCUGGUUCAGAGAUAAGAAUUGCGGACGGAAUCCCAUACAGAUGCGUUGUUGUACCAAAUUGCAUCCAAUGGUGUAUCGACCAGGGAUGUCAAAUUUGUACUUGUUUAAAGCAUCAGUGUAUUUGUCGCGAAAAUAUUGAUAAUAUUGUCACUUCUAAUGAGACACAUCAGAUCACUAGUUCUCUGUCUUCGACGAAACAGUAGAACUUUAUGGAAAUAAUGUUGUAUUGUGAUGAUGGACUCUAUAUUAUGGAGUGAGCUUGAAG